This is a messenger RNA of Cotesia glomerata, 1335 nucleotides long. RefSeq lists its product as uncharacterized. The transcript has a single exon. The coding region runs from base 1 to 1335 and encodes 444 amino acids. The record is from RefSeq and is a predicted model, not a curated record. NCBI's taxonomy places the organism in Eukaryota, Metazoa, Arthropoda, Insecta, Hymenoptera, Braconidae.
AUGGAUGCAGAUGGUUAUCCUUAUUAUCGCCGCCGAGACGAAGGAAUCAGGUUUACACGAAAUAGCAGUGUAUUUGAUAAUCGUCAUGUUGUACAAUACAUUCCUGAAUUAUUGAAAGCUUUCAAUUGUCAUAUUAACGUAGAAGUUGUAUGCUCAAUUACAGCAGUUAAAUAUUUAUUUAAAUAUGUUUAUAAAGGCCAUGAUAAAGCAGCAAUAAUAGUAAACGGAAGCAUACCAAAUACUACAGAAGAAGCUCAUGCGUCCCAUGAUUCUCGUGAUGACCCUGAUAAUUUCAAUACCGUUAACGAUUAUGAUGAAAUACGUAAUUUUGUUGAUGCUCGUUACGUUGGGCCUGUAGAAGCUGUUUGGCCUAUUAUAUCAAAAGAUCUUCAAGACAAAAGUCAUUCUAUAAUUCGGUUACCAGUACAUUUACCAAAUGAACAAAGUAUUACUAUUAAUGAUAAUUGUACUAAAGAAGAACUUCAAGAGGCUUUAGAGAAAAAAUCCAUGUUAAUUGAUUUUUUUAAAUUAAAUGAACGUGAUCCAAAUGCGCGCCAAUAUGUUUAUGGUGAUAUUCCAAAUCAUUAUGUUUUUAAAAAAGACGAUAAGACUAAAAUUGCAAGUUGGCAGCCACGAAAAAAACAUCAUAACGUUAUUGGACGAAUGUAUUCAAUUAGUCCUGCUCAAGUUGAAUUAUUUCAUCUAAGAUUAUUAUUGGUUCACAUCAAAGGCGCAAAAAGUUUUGAAGAACUAAGAACAGUAAAUAGAACUCUUUAUGAUUCUUUUACAUCUACAUGUUUAGCAGCUGGUCUGAUAGAAGACGAUCAAGAGUGGAGAAGAACAUUAAAUGAAGCAAUAAUAUGGAUGAUGCCACGGCAAUUACGCUGUUUAUUUGUUCAGAUAUUAAUUCAUUGUCAGCCACUUCGACCAGAAGAUUUAUGGGAGGAAUUUAAAGGAUCUAUGUCCGAAGAUUAUAAAAGACGUUUCGGAGCAGAAAAAGGAGAGAAAAAAGCAUACAUAUACAUCAAUUCUAUGUUGAAUCGUGAAGGUUACAGUCUUUCGGCGUUUCCCAGUAUGAUUCAAAUUAAUGAAAUUGAUGAUGGAUUACUAGAUGGUGAACUAUUACAAACUGUAAACGCAAACGACUCACAUACGUAUUACAAUAAACUAAAUGUCCGUCAAAAAGAGGUAGUCAAUUUUAUUUUAAGUUCAAUUAAUAGUGAAAGGCUUUCGACAUCUAAUUGUAUUUACAUAGAUGGACCUGGUGGUUCUGGAAAAACGUUUAUUUAUACAACACUCUGUCAUAUUCUAAAAAAUUUAAAUAAAAACGUCUGA